Camelina sativa (false flax) is the source of this 1847-nucleotide messenger RNA. Its product is annotated as protein IQ-DOMAIN 4-like. NCBI's taxonomy places the organism in Eukaryota, Viridiplantae, Streptophyta, Magnoliopsida, Brassicales, Brassicaceae. The record is from RefSeq and is a predicted model, not a curated record. Gene Ontology annotation, molecular function: protein binding.
AGAAUUGAAAAAAACAAAAAAAAAAAACAAAAAAGAAGUUAUAACUUAUAACGUAUCUGUCGUUAAAUCUGUUAAAUUGUUCUUACAAAACACAAUCGUAACAAAAGUCAAUUGGGUUCCCACGAAACUGUGGGGCCCAUCGCGACCAGGAGAAGAUGGGUAAGAGCUGGUUAACAUGUGUCUCCGCGGCUUGUUUAUCUCCAGGAAAAGACAAAAAGCAUCAAAAACCUGAGAAACCCAAGAGGAAAUGGUCGUUUGGGAAACAAAAGAGUAGAGAAUCAUUUGAAUUCCCUGUAGAGGAGACUCCAACGGUUGACCCUUCAUCUUCUUCUGUUUAUCAGCCGUCUUCUCCUCCUCCUCCGUUGCCGGAUUUUGCUCCUCAGCCAUCGUUGCCACCACCGUCUCCUCCACCUCCCCCUCCGGCAUCUGCCAGCAAUAGAGGUUAUGGUGAGUCUAAAGAAGCAAAGACUAAACAAGCUCUGGCUCUUGCAUCGGCUGUCGCAGCCGAAGCAGCUGUGGUGGCUGCACAUGCUGCCGCGGAGGUUGUGCGUCUCACGACCCCGUCAACACAUCAAAUUGUGGAAUCAAAGGAGGAAACUGCCGCAAUCAAGAUCCAAAAUGCAUACAGAUGUUACAAGGCGAGACGCACUCUUCGUGCGCUACGAGGAAUGGCCAGACUCAAAGCUUUGCUACAAGGAAGAUACGUUAAAAGACAAAUGAACGCGAUGCUUAGCUCAAUGCAAACUCUUACACGUUUACAAACACAGAUCCAAGAGAGAAGGAAUCGCUUAUCUGCGGAGAACAAAACUCGUCACAGGCUGAUUCAGCAAAAGGGUCACCAGAAAGAAAACCAUCAGAAUCAGAAUUUGGUUAUGGCGGGAGAUUUUGAUUCGAGCAAUAAAUCAAAGGAACAGCUCGCGGCAAAGUCCGUGAAUCGAAAAGAAGCUUCUGUAAGAAGAGAGAGGGCUUUGGCGUAUGCUUAUAGUCAUCAGCAAACGUGGAGAAACUCUUCAAAACUUCCACACCAAACAAUGAUGGACACAAACACAACAGACUGGGGUUGGAGUUGGCUUGAGCGAUGGAUGGCUUCUCGUCCAUGGGAUCCUGAAUCUAAUGAUGAUCAAGUCUCCCUCAAAAGCUCUCUCAAACGCGAAAACAGCAUCAAGACUUCUCCUGCCAGAUCUAAAACACAAAAGUCAGCCAGCCAAAGUUCUAUUCAGUGGCCUGUAAACAAUGAUUCCAAGAGCAAAAAGAGCGAGUUUACUAAUCGUAGACACAGCAUCGGUGGUGCAUCAUCUGCAAAUGCUAAAGAUGACGAGAGCGUUGGUAGCUCGUCAUCCCGCAGAAAUUCCUUAGAUAAUACACAAACUGUUAAAUCCAAGGUUACUAUGGAAACAACAAGCAACGUGAGUAAUGCGCAACCUGUGAAAUCUAAGGCUAGUUUGGGAACAAAAAAAAACUUGGAUAACAAGCAAGCUUUGAAAUUAAAGGCUAGGGUGGGAACAACAGGAAGCUUGACUAACACGCAAACUGUGAAACCCAAGGUUAAUGUCGAAACAACAGACAACUUGGGUUUGCAGAAUAAGAAGGUUGUGUCUGAUAAGCAGAAACCUCCGCAGGUAGUACUGCCAAAGAAGAGGCUUUCAUCUUCUACUUCUCUCGGGAAAACUAAGAUAUUGUCGGAUUCGGACAAAACAACAACAGGUGCUCCAAAUGGAGAGAAGAAGAAAAGAAAUGGUGGUAGCAGUUAAGCUAAAGUAAUAGCCUUAUGAUGUUGCUUUGGUGGCGAUUUGAUAGAGUUAGCAACUCUAAUUCGAGAUUUGUUUUCUAUCAACGCAAAUAGAAAA